GGCGGGGGCGGUGCCCGGGGCGGGGCGGGGCGGGCGGGCCGCGGGCGCACUGCGGGAGCCCCGACGACCGCGUCCCUCGCCGCCGCCGCGAUGGGGCAGAUCGAGUGGGCCAUGUGGGCCAACGAGCAGGCGCUGGCGUCAGGCCUGAUUCUCAUCACGGGGGGCAUUGUGGCCACCGCCGGCCAGUUCACGCAGUGGUACUUCGGCGCGUACUCCAUCGCGGCAGGCCUGUUUGUGACCCUGCUGGAGUACCCCCGGGGGAAGCGGAAGAGGGGCUCCACCAUGGAGAGAUGUGGACAGAAGUUCAUGACGAAAGUGGUGAAGAUGUUCGGGCCCCUCUCCAGGAAUUACUACAUCCGGGCCUUCCUGCACCUCGGGCUGUCGGUUCCUGCUGGCUUCCUGCUUGCCACCAUCCUGGGGACAGCCUGCUUGGCCAUCGCGAGCGGCAUCUAUCUGCUGCCCCUCCGUGUCCCACAGGCGGCUGUCCGCGGGGAGCAGUGGACCCCGAUUGAGUCCAAGCCGAAGGAGAGGCCGCCGGCGGGGGGCGCCAUCCAGCAGCCGCCCACCAACCCCCCACCCCGGCCCCCCGCCGAGGCCCGCAAGAAGCCCAGCGAGGAGGAGGAGGGGGCAGCGGCGGGGGUCCCUGGCGGCCCCCAGGAAAACCCCAUCCCCGUGACCGACGAGGUCGUGUGACCGCGCCUGGAGGUGCCCUGUGACCGCGCCCCCAAGUGGACCCGCAGAAGCUGUGCGUGGCUCUUCCUGGGCACCCAGACCCGAGGGAGCCCAUGCGCAGCCGCCCAGCCCGCGCCCACCCUCAGCAGCCGCGUCUCUGGUUCCCAGGGGCGCCCUUCCCUUCCCUGAAACACGGCAGCUGGAAUUCCAA
Messenger RNA from Manis pentadactyla (Chinese pangolin), 883 nucleotides. RefSeq names its product cytochrome b-245 light chain. Lineage: Eukaryota; Metazoa; Chordata; Mammalia; Pholidota; Manidae. The record is from RefSeq and is a predicted model, not a curated record. Gene Ontology annotation, biological process: superoxide anion generation. Bases 91 to 693 code for a protein of 200 amino acids. The transcript is spliced from 6 exons. Gene Ontology annotation, molecular function: heme binding. Gene Ontology annotation, cellular component: NADPH oxidase complex.